Messenger RNA from Pyrus x bretschneideri (Chinese white pear), 2430 nucleotides. Its product is annotated as apyrase 2. Gene Ontology annotation, biological process: nucleoside diphosphate catabolic process. Gene Ontology annotation, cellular component: membrane. Gene Ontology annotation, molecular function: nucleoside diphosphate phosphatase activity. NCBI's taxonomy places the organism in Eukaryota, Viridiplantae, Streptophyta, Magnoliopsida, Rosales, Rosaceae. The transcript is spliced from 7 exons. Bases 602 to 2008 code for a protein of 468 amino acids. The record is from RefSeq and is a predicted model, not a curated record.
GUUUUAAUGAAAUUCUUUCUCUGUACCCUUCACAUCGCGGCAUCGCCCAAGCGUUUUUUGUUUUCCUAAUUUUUUUCUUAUUAUUUAUGGGUUUUUUUUUAUAAAAAUAAAAAUGUCUAGGCAGAGAGGGUCAGCCAUGAGGCGUAAUGCUAAUGUUGGUUCAGUCGUUCAUUCAUAUAUAUAGAAUUCAAUUCAUCCCAAGUUUGCAAAGAUCCUGAAAAAAAAGCCAUUUGCUCUUUGCUCUUGCAGUGCAGACGACUGCAGUGGCUUCUCUCUGACGAUAUUCAUAUUCUGAUAAAGGGCGGCAGGCAUUGUGGACUUGGAGAGAGGAGAGAGAGGACAUUUUAUUUAGAUCCCAGCAGGCAGCAGGCACCAGCAGUUGAGGAGUUGGUCAAGAAGAAAGAGACUGGGACAGUUUGGGAUUAUUUAAUCCCAGGACUAAUACUCAAAUCUGGAGGAAGGGAAGCAGCAGCCCCUCAAUCUCAACGGUCAGAUCCGAUACAGAUCGCCUUCCUCGGCUGAACUGAUCGAGGCUCAGAAUCUGAUCCAGACCAAUUCUCCACCCUCCGAUCCCGACCCCCUCUCCGACUCCGAAAACAAGAUGCUCAAGCGUCCCGGCAGGGGAAUCGGAAUGGGGAAUCCCCAGUACGACUCCCUCUCCGACAGAAUAUACAGAUACAGGAGCGUCAUCCUCGUCAUCUCAAUCCCUCUCCUCCUCCUUACCAUGGUCCUCUACGUCAUGCCUCCGGGGGGUAAUUUGAGCAACCAGCUCCCCCGCAAGCUGCCUUCCAAGGCCUCCUUCGCCGUGAUCUUCGACGCCGGCAGCUCCGGCAGCCGCGUCCACGUCUUCUGCUUCGACCACAACCUUCAGCUCCUUCCCAUCGGCAAAGAUCUCGAGCUCUUUCUUCAGGUCAAGCCUGGCCUGAGCGCUUAUGCCAAGGACCCUCGCUCUGCUGCCGAGUCCCUCACCAGUCUUCUCGAUAAGGCUGAGAGCGCAGUUCCCAAGGAGCUACGUUCCUUCACUCCCGUCCGCGUUGGGGCUACGGCUGGCCUGAGGGCUUUGAAGGGCGAUGCUUCUGACCGCAUUCUCCAGGCCGUUAGGGAUCUGCUCAAACAAAGAAGCAGCCUCAGCUCCCGCCCUGAUGCCGUUACUGUCAUUGAUGGAACUCAAGAGGGUUCUUUCCAGUGGGUGACAAUAAACUAUCUACUAGGAAAUUUGGGGAAGAAAUAUUCAGAUACUGUAGGGGUGGUUGACCUUGGGGGUGGAUCUGUUCAGAUGGCUUAUGCUAUCUCAGAGGCGGAUGCUGCAAAAGCACCCAAGUUAUCAGAUGGAGAGGAUGUAUAUGUAAGGGAAAUGAAUCUUAAAGGAGCUAAAUAUAACCUUUAUGUUCACAGUUACUUGCAUUACGGGUUACUAGCAGCUCGAGCAGAGAUUUUAAAGGUUUCUGAAGAUUCUGCCAACCCCUGCAUCUUAGCUGGAUAUUAUGGUUCUUACACAUAUGGAGGACAAUCUUAUAAAGCAUCAGCUUCCUCAUCUGGAUCAAGUGUUGAGGAGUGCAGGGGGGUAGUUACAAAGGCACUCAAAGUAAACGAAGCGACAUGUUCACACAUGAAGUGCACAUUUGGUGGGGUAUGGAACGGUGGAGGAGGGGAUGGACAAAGGAACCUAUUUGUGGCUUCAUUUUUCUUUGACAGAGCUGCUGAGGCUGGUUUUGUUAACCCAGACGAACCUGUUGCCAAAGUUCACCCUGGUAACUUUGAGGAGGCAGCUAAGCGUGCUUGUGAAACUAAACUUGAGGAUGCUAAAUCAACAUAUCCACAAGUUGAGGAGGGAAACCUGCCAUUCUUGUGCAUGGAUCUAGUCUACCAAUCUACAUUGCUUGUGGAUGGAUUUGGUCUUGAUCCCUGGCAAGAGAUUACAUUGGUGAAGAAAGUUGAGUAUCAAAAUUCCUUGGUUGAAGCUGCAUGGCCACUAGGGAGUGCCAUAGAGGCUGUGUCCUCAUUAUAAAUGCAAGUUACAUUAUCAGCUGAAUCACCUAUUGGAAAGACAAGCCCUUGAAUUUUUGGCACCGGCGGUCUUUGAGCUCCAUGAUCAGUACUGCCUCAGAAGCCGACCUCAUAAACUGAUAUUGGGCUGAAUUGGGAAUUGGAUUUGGUCUAUAAUUAUGGGAAUAAUGAGAGAAUAUAGUUGAAUUUGUUUUCAUUUGUAAUUAUUCAGACUUAACUAUUCUUUAGAGAACAAUUUGAUUCAAUUAGUUGUACUAAUUUUGUCGGCUGAGCAAACAAAAUGGUGAUACCAUUUCCAUAUUUUUCGUUUGCGUCUGUCCUUGUCGUAGGAGAAAAAACAAUUGUUUUUAAUUUGUGUUUGCCAUUCAGUUCAUUUUCCUUCAUUUGAGUUUCCAACUUGAAUUCAAGUUGUUGGAACCUUAA